This is a messenger RNA of Aspergillus pseudoviridinutans, 1176 nucleotides long. Its product is annotated as pyridoxal phosphate-dependent aminotransferase. The coding region runs from base 1 to 1176 and encodes 391 amino acids. Gene Ontology annotation, biological process: biosynthetic process. Gene Ontology annotation, molecular function: L-kynurenine:2-oxoglutarate transaminase activity; pyridoxal phosphate binding. Gene Ontology annotation, cellular component: mitochondrion; cytoplasm. The record is from RefSeq and is a predicted model, not a curated record. Lineage: Eukaryota; Fungi; Ascomycota; Eurotiomycetes; Eurotiales; Aspergillaceae. The transcript has a single exon.
AUGCCUCGUACUCGCCCCCGACGACUCGACCACCUGCAAGGCAUCAAUGUCGACCAGAUGGCCCAGCUCGCCGACGCAGCCAACAACGACUACCUUCGCCUGGAAAACCUAGACGUCAACAUCCCCCCUGAUCCAGAGGCUCUAGCUUACACCAAGCACGCCGUCACCGACGACCCAUGUAACAGCUACCUCCCAUUCACCGGCAAAGCCCGUCUAAAAGACGCCGCAGCCAGACAUGUCUCGCAGCUCUCCGGCAUGACAUAUUCCGGCGCGCGCAACUGCGUUAUCUCCGUGGGUGGGUUAUCCGGUAUCCUGAACGUCCUGCUGGCAACAACUGAGGAAGGCGACGAGGUGAUAUUGACGGAUCCGACCUACCGGGGGCUAAUCAACCGGGUUCUCCUUGCAGGCGGCGUCCCAAAACUUGUGCCGUUUACCUUCGAGCCAGGGAAGGAGUGGAAGCUAGAUCAGGCCGCACUGCGGGCGGCGAUUACUGAUACAACUACUGCAAUGCUGCUCAUGUCGCCAUCGAUGCCGAGCGGGGGCUACUUUACUCUAGAAGACUGGACGCUCAUUGCAGAGAUUUGCGUACAGAAGGACCUGCUUCUCAUCCUGGAUGCCGCAAUGGAGCGGCUGGUCUUUGAUGCGCGGCCUGUGGUACACCCAGCCAGUUUACCUGGGAUGUUCGAGCGGACGGUCAUCGUAGGCUCCUCGGCGAAAGAGCUGCGGAUGAUCGGAUGGCGUGUUGGCUGGAUCGUGGGACCAGAAGACCUGAUUAGCGACAUUGCGGCGGUGUCUAUGGCCAAUGUCGUUGUGCCCGUGGGAAUUGCUCAGGAAGCCGUGGCUGUUGCGCUCGAGCGGUCGUCCGAAACCAUGGCGCUGUAUGUGGCUGAACUACAAGCGCGCCGCGAUCUCGUCCUUGCAGAACUCGAUGGGUUGCCAGUUGGCGUACCGGCGGGCGGAUGGAGCCUGCUUCUCCGCGUGAGCGAUUUCGGGCUGGAUGGGAGCACCGCGUCGAAGCGUUUGCUGGAACAGGGUGUAUGCGCAACUGCAAUGGAUGGAUGGGGAGAGGUACACGGUAGCGAGUAUGUCCGGUUUGUGUUCUCCAAUGAGUCCAUUGAGAGGCUGAAGGGGCUGGGUGUCAAAGUCCGGAAAGCGUUGGGUAUUAGUAGUGACUGA